Molecule: messenger RNA, 2107 nt
Organism: Chrysemys picta bellii (western painted turtle)
Lineage: Eukaryota; Metazoa; Chordata; Testudines; Emydidae
Source: RefSeq, a predicted model, not a curated record
CCUGUCAUCUUUCAAUGAGAUGUUAUAUUACACUCAUAACAUCACACCAGGGUCCUCCCUUCCCCUUCCCCCCCACGCCAGCCCAGGCAGUGACCCCUGCGUCCUGUGCAUCCCACCCCCUCCCCCCAGUGCCAGCCCAGCAGUAAUUUGUGUCCCCAGGCUGCAGCGACUGCGCCAGGACCCCGAGACGGCGUUCUUCCGAGAGGCGUCCCCAUGGCGCUGGAGCGAGUUCACCGCCCACCCGCGGGUGCUGAGCUGCGCCGACCGCACUGGCCUGCAGUGCCUCGACGUGCGGGCUCCGGCCAGUCGCCAGUUUGAUCUGUUCAAGGUGGGAGGAGAAGCCGAGUGCCAGAGAGGAGAGCGAGUGAUGCUACCCAUGUACCUGGGCAGGGCCCACCCCUGCCAGCACCUCGUCGCCACGCAGUUCUCAGUGUACGUGCUGGACGAGCGGUUCCCCCUGGUGCCGGUGCUGCGCUGGGAGCACAUGUUGGAGGCUCCGCCCGUCUUUGCCCAUCUCACCCCGGGCCGGUCCCAGGAGACGAGCCACAAGGUGCUGCUGGGCGCCCACCGCACGCAGGAGCUGCUGCUGCUGCAGUACUCGGGUGGCAGCCAUUCAGCCUGCCAGCUCGCAGGGCCCCCCCGGCGGCUCCAUCCCAUCUCCCAGGGCCUGCAGUACCUCCCCCCGCAGGUGACCCCCUGGCAGGACCUGCUGCACCAGAGACUGACCGCGCCCGCGGCUGGCGUGACGGCCGCCCCCGCCGGGCAGGGGCCACUGGAGCCCUUGCUGGUUUUCCAGCUCUCCGAGGCCGGGGACCUGUUCUACCAAACCCUGUUGCACGAGCCGCCGGCGGAGAGCGAGUCGUCAGCCGCCCCCGCCUCGCCCCCGUCCCUGCCAGCUCCUGCUGCGGCCGGCCAGCCCUCGCCCGCGUGGGGCGCCUCCCUGGGCUCGGGCAGCGAGGAGAGCGUCCGCCUGCCAGGGACUGUCUCUGAGGGCACCGCCAAUGCCGGGCAGGCAGCAGCCCCAGAGGAAGCCAGACCCAGCGUGGGCCCCGCCGCCCCCAGCCCGGCAGCCGCUGCCCGCUACCACUGCUGGCUGAAAGCUCUCAUCAGGGAUUGGAGCCGGCUGCCGGAGCAGAGCCAGCCCCAGGCCCUCCGCACCAUCAGCCAUCAGCGCCUCUUCACCCGCGGAGAGCUGAGGCAGCCGGCCGGGGACGGCCUCUACCGCCAGGCCCGCCAGCUGCUGCGCCGUGCCAUGCGGGAGCGGGACUGCCUGGCGCCCUGGGCCCUGGGGCCGCCCCCCACCCCUCCGGCCAUGCCCCACCCCGUGGAGCCCGGGGCCUGGCCCGACGACCUGAGCAAGCGGCUGACGGCGUCGUGGGCGGGCGGCUGGGGCGAGUGGUGGGAGGAGAAGCUGGGCGUGACCAGGGCCCACAAGCUGCACGCGCUGAGGGACCGGAGACGGCGCCUGAAGCAAGCGCGGAGCCGCCGCAGCCUGUCGGGCAGCUUCACCUCCUCCGUCACCUACCAGUCCGACCUCAGUGACUUCUCCGCCUGCAGCCAGCCCCCCGGCCAGCCCCGCGAGGAGCAGCAACCCCCGGCCCCUGUGUGCCGCCAGGACCUUUCCUCACCGAGGGCGGGACGGGGAGACCUGCCCCCAGCCCCUGGGCAGUUCUGCCCGGCCUCCCCGCUGGCCAGCAGCUCCCAGCGCAGUGCCCAGGAGGCCUGGGGCAGCCAGGACACACAGGACUCCUCCCAGCUGCUCUCGUCCCAGACCCUGAGCUCGCGGGGCAUCCCCAAGGAGCGCAGGAAAACCCUGCGGGACUACCUGGCCAUCUUCACCCAGCCCUGCCCCGAGCCGCCGGCCGAGCUGCCUGCGAGCCAGGCCUCCAGCCUGGGCAGCCAGCACUGGGGCCCCUCCUCCCAGAGCCAGCGCUCCACAGCGUCACAGCCCCGUCGCAAACGGCCCCGCAUGGGCUUCUGAGACCCGCCGCGGGGGGCGGUGUCUGGAUGGGCGGCGGUCUCCGGGGACGGUGUCCGCGCAGCCACGGCCUGGCCCCUCGGCCCUGGGGCUGUUGGCCGCUGCAGAUAACUCAAUAAACAGGGAAAG